AUGAAAAGUGGUAUGACCACCGGCCCGAAAUUUCGGGCAUUUUGUUUGUAUAUAAGAAAAAGUAGUUUAGCCCAAAAGUCAUCAGUUGUGGUCUAAUCUUAAUCCAAACAACAUGUUCUCCAAAUUGCUCGUUGUCGCUUCAUUCGUCGCUUUUGCGGCUAGUUUGCAAGCCCCCAACUCGGCUUUCUUGCCACCAUUCAGCCAAAUCCCAGUUGCCCGUCGUCAAAUCCAAUUCCUUCCACAACCAACCCUCCGUCCUUAUGCCCCAGUCCCAACCCCAAUUGCCUAUCGUCAAACUGGUGAAGCUUCCGCCCGCAUCUUGAAACAAGACUCCGACAUCAGCCCAGACGGUUCAUACCAAUAUGCUUAUGAAACUGAAAACGGAAUCUCUGCCCAAGAAUCUGGAGUACCAAAAUCCCUUGGAGGAAACCCACCAGAAAUCGCUGAACAAGUUCAAGGAGCUUUCUCAUACACCUCCCCUGAAGGUGAACAUGUUGUUUUGCAAUACGCCGCCAACGAAAAUGGUUUCCAACCAUCCGGUAGCCACAUCCCAACCCCACCACCAAUCCCAGAAGCCAUCGCCCGUUCCCUUCAAUUCCUUCAAGCUAAUGGCCGUCUCUAAACAGAGAUUUGUCUAGUCACCUGAGAUUAAUUAGUUAGGAGCUAUUAUUAAGAGAACAACUUAAAAAAAUGCAAAAAUAAAAAUGUCUUAGAACAAA
This is a messenger RNA of Hermetia illucens (black soldier fly), 719 nucleotides long. Its product is annotated as endocuticle structural glycoprotein SgAbd-2-like. The coding region runs from base 113 to 622 and encodes 169 amino acids. Lineage: Eukaryota; Metazoa; Arthropoda; Insecta; Diptera; Stratiomyidae. The transcript is spliced from 3 exons. Gene Ontology annotation, molecular function: structural constituent of chitin-based larval cuticle. The record is from RefSeq and is a predicted model, not a curated record. Gene Ontology annotation, cellular component: chitin-based extracellular matrix.